CAGCACAAGAACUGUUUGAGCAUUGGACCGAAAUAAUAAAUAUAGCAAAAGAUUUGUUAGUAAACACUCAAGAAAAACAAAAUGUUCAAGCCAAUAAAAAGCAAUGUUAUUUAGAAUUAAAUGAAGAAGAUUUAGUAUUAUUGAAUUCGACAAAUAUAAUUUCACAAAAAAGUGCAAAAAGGGCAUCAAAGAAACUUAUCGCAAAACUCAUAGGACCCUUCAAAAUCUUUAGAGAUGAAGUAAGAAAAGAACCUCCAGAAAUUGCAACCAAAGAUCCAGAAGAACACGAAAAAGAUCACCCACUAUAUGAUGCUACUUGGGAACCCUUGACUAAUCUUGAAAAUUACAAAGACUUGGUAAAAGAGUUUGAAAAAACUGGUGAAACUGUUUUAAAUAGAGGAGAGUGUAAGGGAACCAUCGGGUUACAUAGUACUAUGCACAUAUCGUGUAAUGAACAUGACUACCCAAUUUGGAUGGGUUUCAUGUAA
Molecule: messenger RNA, 488 nt
Organism: Racocetra persica
Lineage: Eukaryota; Fungi; Glomeromycota; Glomeromycetes; Diversisporales; Gigasporaceae
Source: the annotation of a GenBank genome assembly